This is a messenger RNA of Brassica oleracea var. oleracea, 1776 nucleotides long. Its product is annotated as endoglucanase 17-like. Gene Ontology annotation, molecular function: hydrolase activity, hydrolyzing O-glycosyl compounds. Gene Ontology annotation, biological process: carbohydrate metabolic process. The coding region runs from base 149 to 1693 and encodes 514 amino acids. The transcript has 7 exons. The record is from RefSeq and is a predicted model, not a curated record. NCBI's taxonomy places the organism in Eukaryota, Viridiplantae, Streptophyta, Magnoliopsida, Brassicales, Brassicaceae.
AGCAGAGAGGAGAGAGGAGAGAGGAGAGAGACAGACAUACCUUUCUUCCCCUAUAAACAGCAGAGAUACUUCCUCUGUUUCCCACAAAGCAGCUUCUGCAAUCUGUUCGCCCAUUGGUUCAUAGAAACUCUUCUCUCUCUCUGAGAAAAUGGAUUUCCUUGGCUUUUCAUCUGCCUCAUAUACCUUCAGAGUCAUCAUUUUCCUCUCUCUCUUCUUCUUCCUCUGCAAUGGCUUCUCUUACCCUGACUCUUCUCUUUUCUACACCCACCACCAUCGUCACAACUUGGCCAAGCACAACUACAAAGACGCUCUCACCAAAUCCAUCCUCUUCUUUGAAGGCCAAAGGUCUGGGAAGCUACCUCCCAACCAGAGAAUGACUUGGAGAAGAGACUCUGGUCUCUCUGAUGGAUCUGCUCUUCAUGUGGACUUGGUUGGAGGGUACUAUGAUGCAGGAGACAAUAUCAAGUUCGGAUUCCCAAUGGCAUUCACAACAACAAUGCUCUCAUGGAGUGUGAUUGAGUUCGGUGGUCUCAUGAAAUCUGAGUUAGGAAAUGCUAAAUUAGCCAUUCGUUGGGCCACAGAUUAUCUCCUCAAAGCAACUUCACGUCCUGACACCAUUUAUGUUCAAGUUGGUGAUGCUAACAAAGACCAUUCUUGUUGGGAAAGACCAGAAGACAUGGAUACACAAAGAAGUGUGUUUAAAGUAGACAAGAACACUCCUGGUUCUGAUGUUGCCGCUGAAACAGCCGCCGCUCUUGCCGCUGCUGCUAUUGUUUUCAGGAAAUCUGAUCCUUCUUACUCCAAGAUCCUCCUCAGACGAGCCAUUAGGGUUUUUGCAUUUGCGGACAGAUACAGAGGAACAUACAGUGCAGGAUUGAAACCAGAUGUUUGUCCAUUUUAUUGCUCUUUCUCUGGUUAUCAGGAUGAGUUGUUGUGGGGAGCUGCUUGGUUGCAAAAAGCUACAAGGAAUCUAAAAUAUUUGAAUUACAUUAAAGUCAAUGGACAAAUCCUUGGAGCUGCUGAGUAUGACAACACUUUUGGUUGGGAUAACAAGCACGCUGGAGCCCGAAUCCUUCUUUCAAAGACGUUUCUGGUUCAGAAAAUGAAGACACUUGGUGAAUACAAAGGUCACGCUGAUAAUUUCAUUUGCUCUGUUAUUCCUGGUGCUCCUUUCUAUAUUUCUCAGUAUACUCCAGGUGGAUUGUUAUUUAAAAUGGCAGACGAGAACAUGCAGUACGUGACGUCAACAUCGUUCCUGCUCUUAACCUAUGCAAAAUACUUAACCUCCGCAAGAACCGUCGUCCAUUGCGGUGGCUCCGUCUACACUCCUGGCCGCCUCCGCUCAAUCGCCAAGAAACAGGUGGAUUAUCUACUUGGAGACAACCCAUUAAGGAUGUCUUACAUGGUUGGUUACGGUCCGAAAUUCCCACGGCGAAUCCACCACCGUGGUUCCUCCUUACCUUGCGUUGCAAAUCAUCCGGCCAAGAUCCAAUGUCACCAAGGCUUCUCCAUUAUGCACUCUCAAUCUCCAAACCCUAAUUUCCUAGUCGGUGCAGUCGUUGGUGGUCCGGACAAGCAUGAUCGAUUUCCGGACGUACGAUCUGACUACGAGCAGUCAGAGCCAGCUACUUACAUCAAUGCACCACUCGUUGGAGCUCUUGCCUACUUCGCUCAUUCUUAUGCUCAACUCUAGUUGUAACCGUUGACUUCAAUCUAGUAACGAAUGUAUUAGUUAAGCUAAAAAGUAAAACUGAAGGAAGUUAAGCUUUAUUAUUA